UCCGUUUGUCACCAGCUCUUUAGCGAUUGGCUCUAAACACUGUAAAUCUCGUAUGUGAUUGGCUUGUCCAACGCCUACAAUUGUAGUUACGAUUUGUCGUGUUUAAUAAGGCACAGCCCCUGUUAUUAAUGUUAUCUCUUUAAACGUCUUUCUUUUUUCUAAAUACAGAUUUAUUUUCCACAUUUAAUUUUAAACGCGGAUAUGCGUUUCGGGAUUUUAUACAACUGAAAACUAUUAGAUUGUAUGAAUGUAUUUAUAGGUUUUGCUUGGAUCCGGGUACAGGUCUCCUAGCAACAGGUAAAGCGUAUUUUGUAGAAGACGGGUGCAUCUGAUUUUAGAUUUUAUUUAAGCAAGCAGCGCCUUCCAUAAAAAUGAGCCGCCUGUACGACACCAUUGAGCCCAGUGUUGUGGAUGAGGAGAUGCUGAAGAAGGCAGUGGAGGAGCAGGGGCCUAAGGACCAGGCAGGGCGCAUAGCCAAGGAAGAGGGUAUUCACUUCCGAGAUGUCACACAGCUGCGCCUGGACUUCAAGAACAUCCUGAAGAUCGAUAAUUUAUGGCAGUUCACUACCUUGACCAAACUACAACUGGACAAUAACAUAAUUGAGAAGAUCCAGGGACUGGACAGUUUGAUCAACUUGGUAUGGCUGGAUCUCUCGUUUAACAACAUCGAGGUGAUAGAGGGUCUCGAUGCUCUUGUGAAACUGGAGGACCUGAGCUUGUACAACAACAGAAUCUCUGAAAUUGCAAACAUAGACACCCUGUAUAACCUGCAGGUUUUAUCCAUCGGGAACAACAGCUUGGACCAGCUGGAAAACCUUAUCUAUUUGCGAAGGUUUAAAAGGCUGCGUUCAUUGAACCUGGCUGGGAACCCCAUUUAUGAGGAUGAGAACUAUAAAAUGUUUAUUGCUGCCUACCUACCUGAACUAGUCUACCUGGAUUUCAGACUAGUGGAUGAAAACACAUGUGAGGUUGCUAACCUGCAGUACCAGUAUGCCAUUGACGAAAUUAAACACAAUGAGAAUAUGGCACAGAGAAAACUUACUGAAGAGUUGCAGAAGCAGGAGGAACUAGAACUGCACAAGGCUGCCUAUGUGGAGUUCCUGAACGGAUCAUUCCUUUUUGACAGCAUGUAUUCUGAGGAUCCAGAAACAGCUAAACUGGCAUACCUCCCUGGAGUGCAUCUGCUGCUGGAAUCCUACAAGAGUAAGUUUGUUGCGAUCUGCCAGCAGAUCUUUGAAAACGGGCUAAAGCAGCAGGUGAAGAGAGAGGCGGAGGUAGCAUCCUUCUUUGAGUGCCUCAGAGAAGCAAUAGAGAGCAACCAGGAUAAGGGAUCAGAGAAAGUGGCAGGAUUUGAGGAGAAAAAGAGAGAGAUUUUCAGUGAACUGCAUCAGUUGACUGACAUGUCGCUGCUGGAGACCCGCAUUGCUCAGUAUAACAAGGAGAUCAAUGAGCUGUGUGAUUCCCUCAUGAUGCUGGAGCUGCAACUGUUGGACCAGCUUGAGGACAUAAUCAAGGACUUUGAAAGAAACAUCUCGGACAUGAUGACUGGCUUCAUUGAAUUUGUUCAGGGGAUGAUCUCUCAAUGCAGAGACCUGGAGAACAACCACCAUGAGAAGCUGCUGGAGAUCGCCAUCAACACGCUGGAGAAGGUGUUGAAGAAUGAGUUUGUUGAGGACGUUCCUGAUGAAGUCCGAAUGCUGUUUGUUGAUAAAGACACUGUUGUUAAUGCUGUCAGUGCAUCGCAUGACAUCCAUCUACUGAAGAUUGAUAACAGAGAAGAUGACUUGAUUACACGGGCCAAUGGAUGGACCACUGCUCUAGUGGAGAAGGUGCACAGUGAUGAAGUGAAACGGAACCGCAAGCGGAUUUCAGAGAUCAACAUCUACAUCGACUACCUGCGGGAUGAGAUGGAGAACCUGGACCUUCCUGAUUCCGUGUAGAAUCUGUCCUGGAAUGGACCUUUUCAGAACACUAAUCCUAUAAAACAUUAAUCCACAGAUGACUUUGUAAAACACAUUUCUUAUUCCAAGACAGAACUUUGUUGGAGAUUAUAUUAUAUUUGGUUUCUGAACUACUUUUAUUAAAGUACAUGGUUUGUUUAGUUUCUAUAAUCCCUCCUAAAUGUGACAGUAUGCAUUUAAGCCACAUACAUUUGUUUGAAAUAAGUGCUAUCUGAAAAUGU
Molecule: messenger RNA, 2182 nt
Organism: Acipenser ruthenus (sterlet)
Lineage: Eukaryota; Metazoa; Chordata; Actinopteri; Acipenseriformes; Acipenseridae
Gene: drc3
Product: dynein regulatory complex subunit 3
Exons: 13
Coding region: 372-1940 (522 amino acids)
Molecular function (GO): protein binding
Source: RefSeq, a predicted model, not a curated record